Molecule: messenger RNA, 1892 nt
Organism: Castor canadensis (American beaver)
Lineage: Eukaryota; Metazoa; Chordata; Mammalia; Rodentia; Castoridae
Source: RefSeq, a predicted model, not a curated record
CUGAGCCUGAUCAAAUAAGCUCGUUAUCAGGGAAUAUGAAGAAUAGAGAAAGCAUCCAAGAACCUAGAUUUGAUUAUUACAACCAUCAAGUUCCUGAUAUAGACCUCAGUGAAUGUGAGUUCCCACACGUCAUUGAAAUUUAUGACUUCCCCCAAGAAUUUCGUACAGAAGACCUUCUCCGGGUUUUCUGCAGUUACCAAAAGAAAGGAUUUGAUAUUAAAUGGGUAGACGAUACACAUGCCCUAGGAGUAUUCUCCAGUCCAGUUACAGCUCGUGAUGCUUUGGGUAUUAAACAUACCAUGGUGAAGAUCAGGCCCUUGUCACAGGCGACAAGAGCAGCCAAGGCCAAAGCUAGAGCUUAUGCUGAGUUCCUCCAGCCAGCAAAGGAGCGACCUGAGACUUCAGCAGCCCUAGCCAGAAGGUUAGUCAUCAGUGCCCUUGGAGUUCGAAGCAAGCAGAGCAAAACAGAACGAGAAGCAGAGCUCAAGAAACUGCAAGAAGCUCGAGAGAGAAAACGGUUGGAAGCCAAGCAACGAGAAGACAUCUGGGAAGGCAGAGACCAAUCUGCAGUUUGAACAUCACUCAGAGAGGGAUAAUUCCAUGAAGUCGAAAGUGUUUCUAUAGUCUUCAGAUAAGAGGAUCCUUCCAGAGCUGGGUACAUGCAGAUGUGCAUGUUAGAGAAAAAGCAAUCAAAGAAAGACUGACAGGGUAUAGAGAGAAGAUAGACUCCUAUCCUCACUCCUAAAUGCAGUUCUUUGGCAUUGCCCUACUGUGGUGGAUAUAAAUGGAGCCAUCAGCUGAAAAGAAACAUGGAAGACGUGGUGUCCAAGAGUCCUCUGGAAGUGGUCAUGUUAAUGUGAGUCACACUUCCCAAGAGGUCUGAAGCAAAUGCAGAACAGAACAGAGGAUUCAAACCCACAGUAAUGGGAGAUUUAGGCAAAGUAUUCCUCACAAAGCUGAGAACAGCACUACUGGGGGCAAGGGAAGGGGGCAAGUAGGGAGAGCUAGAACAAAAAGAAGACUGUCUGGUAUACUUUGCACACACAGAAUCUACACUGCCAGUUCCAGCACUCCAAAGUUGGUGAACUGCAGCAGAUGUGGGUAUUUGGACUCCCAAGUUUGUAAUGAGCUCAGUGCCUGGGGUUACUCCAACUGCACAGCAGCCAGGGGACUGCAACUUCAUUCCUCAUAGUAAGCCCGGGGAGCUACGUACCAGUUCCAAUUUAAGCAGCGAUAUGUUGUAAGAUGGAGACAUUAAAGACCAUUUUAUGACAUAUAUCAUUUUGGUAUUUAUCACUUUUGUCUUUCUCACAAAGAAACAGGAGAGUACUUUCUUCUCUUCAUGCCAGUAAUGUUAUGCAUGCUUUAAAUUGGAUCUGUUGCUUUUAUUGGACCCCAGUAAGUAGAGUCCAAUGAGCUGACCGUAUCUCUACCCCAAGGCAUAUUCUAAAAGUGACUAUCCUGGGAUUGGUAUGUGGUAGCUCCUUUCACCUUCUUGAACUCCUUGUGCAGAACCCUCAACUUUCCCAUCUCUGUCAACUCUGACAUCCUGCAGAAAACAUCUGGCACACAGCAUGUUCUUGGUAUAAUAUUCUCAGUCUGUGCCAGGGGUACUUGGCAAGCAGCACCACCCCAUCCAUUACAAUGACGAGCAGCCAGGAUGAAAUAAACACCUCUAGGCAAUGAGAGAUUUCCCAAAGGAUAGGGAUAAGCUUUAUCCAUCUCAUAUCUGCGUUCCUGGUGUUUUUGGAAAGUAGUUCCGUGCUGAAGAGAUGGUAGUAUAGGCCAUAAGGAGCUGAAGUUUCAGGAAGUGAUGUCUCAUUGUGCUGUUAACUAGGGCAAAAGCCGCUUUUUUUUUUUUUAAACUUAAUGUCCAUGACAAUGAUGGAUUA